UUGGGCGCGAGAGCCAUGGAGGCGCUGAGAGAGUCUGUGCUGCACUUGGCCUUGCAGAUGUCGACCUACAAGCGGGCUACGCUGGACGAGGAGGACCUGGUGGACUCCCUCUCCGAGGGCGACGUGUACCCGAAUCACCUGCAGGUGAACUUCCGAAGUCCCCGGAGUGGCCAGAGGUGCUGGGCCGCGCGGACCCAGGUGGAGAAGCGGCUGGUGGUGCUGGUGGUACUUCUGGCGGCAGGACUGGUGGCUUGCUUGGCAGCGCUGGGCGUCCAGUACCGGACAAGAACCCCCUCUGUGUGCCUAAGUGAGGCCUGCAUCUCAGUGACCAGCUCCAUCUUGAGUUCCAUGGACCCCACGGUGGACCCCUGCCAGGACUUCUUCACCUACGCCUGUGGCGGCUGGAUCAAAGCCAACCCCGUGCCCGAUGGCCACUCACGCUGGGGGACCUUCAGCAACCUCUGGGAACACAACCAGGCCAUCAUCAAGCACCUCCUCGAAAACUCCACAGCCAGUGUGAGCGAGGCAGAAAGGAAGGCCCAGGUAUACUACCGUGCGUGUAUGAACGAAACCAGGAUUGAGGAGCUCAAAGCCAAACCCCUGAUGGAGCUGAUUGAGAAGCUCGGGGGCUGGAACAUCACAGGGCCCUGGGACAAGGACAACUUCCAGGACACCCUGCAGGUGGUCACGUCCCACUACCGCACCUCGCCCUUCUUCUCCGUCUACGUCAGCGCCGACUCCAAGAACUCCAACAGCAACGUGAUCCAAGUGGACCAGUCUGGCCUGGGCUUACCCUCGAGGGACUAUUACCUGAACAAGACCGAAAAUGAGAAGGUGCUGACGGGAUACCUGAACUACAUGGUCCAGCUGGGGAAGCUACUGGGCGGCGGGGAUGAGGACACCACGCCCCAGAUGCAGCAGAUCCUGGACUUUGAGACGGCUGCUAACAUUACCAUCCCCCAGGAGAAGCGCCGGGACGAGGAGCUCAUCUACCACAAAGUGACGGCAGCCGAGCUGCAGACCUUGGCACCUGCCAUCAACUGGCUGCCCUUCCUCAAUGCCAUCUUCUACCCCGUGGAGAUCAAUGAAUCCGAACCUAUUGUCAUCUAUGACAAAGAGUACCUGGGACAGGUCUCCACCCUCAUCAACAACACGGACAAAUGCCUGCUGAACAACUACAUGAUCUGGAACCUGGUGCGGAAGACAAGCUCCUUCCUGGAUCAGCGCUUUCAGGAUGCCGAUGAGAAGUUCAUGGAGGUCAUGUAUGGAACCAAGAAGACCUGUCUCCCUCGCUGGAAGUUCUGCGUGAGUGACACGGAGAACACCUUGGGCUUCGCCCUGGGCCCCAUGUUCGUCAAAGCGACUUUCGCCGAGGACAGCAAGAACAUAGCCAGCGAGAUAAUCCUGGAGAUCAAGAAGGCAUUUGAAGAGAGCCUGAGCACCCUGAAAUGGAUGGAUGAAGACACUCGGAAGUCGGCCAAGGAAAAGGCGGACGCCAUCUACAACAUGAUAGGCUACCCCAACUUCAUCAUGGACCCCAAGGAGCUGGACAAAGUGUUCAAUGACUACACUGCGGUUCCAGACCUCUACUUCGAGAACGCCAUGCGGUUUUUCAACUUCUCCUGGAGAGUCACUGCUGACCAGCUCCGGAAAGCUCCCAACAGAGACCAGUGGAGCAUGACCCCGCCCAUGGUCAACGCCUACUACUCGCCCACCAAGAAUGAGAUCGUGUUUCCGGCGGGAAUCCUGCAGGCACCGUUCUACACCCGCUCUCACCCAAGUAGGAUUGCCUUAAACUUUGGUGGCAUCGGCGUCGUCGUGGGCCACGAGCUGACUCAUGCUUUUGACGAUCAAGGACGGGAGUAUGACAAGGACGGGAACCUCCGGCCCUGGUGGAAGAACUCGUCCGUGGAGGCUUUCAAGCAGCAGACCGAGUGCAUGGUGGAGCAGUACGGCAACUACAGCGUGAAUGGCGAGCUGGUAAACGGCCGGCACACCCUCGGGGAGAACAUCGCCGAUAACGGGGGCCUCAAGGCGGCCUAUCGGGCCUACCAGAAUUGGGUGAAGAAGAAUGGGGCUGAGCAGACGUUGCCCACACUGGGCCUCACCAAUAACCAGCUCUUCUUCCUGGGCUUUGCACAGGUCUGGUGCUCUGUCCGCACACCUGAGAGCUCCCACGAAGGCCUCAUCACCGAUCCCCACAGCCCCUCCCGCUUCCGGGUCAUCGGCUCCAUCUCCAACUCCAAGGAGUUCUCGGAACACUUCCACUGCCCACCCGGCUCGCCCAUGAACCCUCAUCACAAGUGUGAAGUCUGGUGAGGGGCCAAGCGCCAGAGGCCGAGACGGAGGAAGAGGGGGAGGGACUGAGGAUGAGCCCCCAGGGCGGGGCCCGCCAGGCUGCCCCCUCCAUCCAGCGUCCAGGGCGUCGCCCAGCCCCCUUGGCCACCUCCGGCCCCCUUCCCUGCACUGGAGGGUUUUCAGCUGGAACCAAGCCUGUGAUGCGGGUUCUCACCGUCGUCCGAGAUUCGAUCCCUUGUGAAGACCCUGUGGGCCCAGGCUCAUGUGUGUCAACUCUGUCGAGCAUUUGGGUGUCAGGCUGGUGGCUCACCAGGCCUGGGCCCCACAAGGGCAGGGGACAUGGCCCUCCUGCCCACAUCCAGGGCCAGAUACACCACAAAUACCACUGUGUCAAAUGCUUUAAAGAUAUAUUUUUGGGGAAACUCUUUUUUAAACAUUGUGGAAUACACUGGAAGUCUUCAGGGAAAUAAUGCAUUUAAAACACUUUUUUUUUUUUUUAAGGAAAGGAUUGGUAUAUUUAUUACGUUCUGUUUUUCUAAAUAACCUGUGGACAAGGGAAGCCCCCACUGAUUUACUGCCCUUCUCUUCCUCACUCGCAGCAAGGUUGGGCCGAAGCGGGGUCCCCAGCCCCUGAGCAGGUCCCCAAGUACAGAGCUGCCUCCUCCGCCCUUGGGCUGCGAUUUCAGCCUUCUUCCCCCUUCUUGGUCCCCUGGUGCAGAGAGCCAAGGCCUGGAAGCCUGGCAGAGGGAGGGGCAGCCCUCUGGCACUGCCCCCUCUGUGUGCCUGCCUCUGUCCCUAGUGUCCAACAGAGGGAACCCCAACAAGGGAGAGCUGAUCCCCAAAGUUGCAGCAGGAGACUAAUGGCUGCAUAAGGCCAGGUCAGGGUUCUCGAACCCUGCCUAGAGGUACCCCUGCACCCUGGACCCAGGUCACAGGAGCCCUGCGAGGCUGGCCCGCCCCCAUCAGGUGGGGUCUCCUGUGCCAUGGAUGCUCUCUUUCCACCCGCUUCUUCUGGCCUCCUCGUGUCAGUCUAGGGGCCUGUUGCCUCUCCGUGUUAUUUACAUUUCCCCCCCCUCCCGCAUCCCAUCCACUUCGGGCUGAAGAAAAGAGAAAGCAGCUCUCAUCUCCAAGGGACCCAAUCCUUCCUCCAAGCUCUGUCCUCCACCACCGGCCUGGGCCUGGCCCCCAGGACCACAGCCAGCCCCCCUCCGAUCUCUAGUGCCUUAUCUGAGGCUGCGCCCGGGCUCCCACAAGGAGACAGACCUCUGCCCCCCGGAGCCCCUUGGCCUUCUCAGUAAAGACCCCAAGUUUCCUGACUGGAACAUAAGGCCAUACACCCUACUCCCAGUGCCCAUGCAGCUGCCUGGAAGCUCUGGCCCACAGGUCAGGAGCCUGAGGAACCCCUGAACCUGCUCUGGGCUCCGUCCCACCCUCAGCCCCUUGGGUUAACUCAAGACAAUGCUUGUAGCCAGACCCACUCUUCCUGGGGGGUGCUUUCAGCUGCAGGAGACUGCAGGGGGAAGCUUCCCCCGACCUGCUCCAUCUGGCCCAAGGUGUCAGGGGACCAGGAAUGCCGUCUCCCCACUGCAGCCAGUUUGGACAGCAGGUCGGGAGCGCCCCCACCUGGUGGAGCUCACGUCGCCCUCCCAUCUGGCAGCCCAGGCCCCUGGGUUGACCCCCUCCCAGCAGGAGCCAGACUUCUCCCUGCCCGAGAGGGCAGACAGCUGGGCCACUGCCUCGCCCACCAUCAGAUCAGCCCUGGAGAGGGGGCAGGGGUGUUGGGUGCAGGCUCCAGAUGAGGCCCUGGUCCCCACAAGCAGCAGGCCUGGUCCGGCUUCAGAGGAAAGCUCGGACAGGGGCCUGAGGAGGAGCUGGAGUCAGGAGCCCACCAUGGGGAGGCCAGCUCUCCCAGGCCUGGGCCUUCCCCACACCCCCUCGCCCCCACCCUCCUGCCCCCCAGCCUUCUGUGUGGAGGGUCACAGUCCUUGUGUGUCUUGGCACCGCAGACCGGGACCUGCCAGCCAGAAGCAGGUGGCUUAGGGCUGAGGGUCCGGGCAGAGGACGCGUCCUCUGCCCCCAUCACCUCAGGGAGUGGCAGGGGCCAGGGAGAGGAGGGCUCGGGCCCAGCAGGGCUGGAAGCAAAGGAAGCAGCCCACUCCCCUCCCCGCUCCAGAGCUUCGGGCAGCUGCCCCCUGUGCCCUCUGAGACCCCCCUCCUCCUGGCCUGGGGAGCCAGAGGCUGCCUUCCCUGUGGGGACGUGGAUGGGGGUGGUGGUGGAGCUGGGAAUCUAUUUUUUGUAUCAUGUUUUGUGCUACUAUAGUUUGGGUGUGGCACUCUUGUAAUUGAAAUAAAGUACUUGUACCGAGGG
Messenger RNA from Sus scrofa (pig), 4666 nucleotides. Lineage: Eukaryota; Metazoa; Chordata; Mammalia; Artiodactyla; Suidae. The record is from RefSeq and is a predicted model, not a curated record.